GUACCUUGCGAGUACCAUCGCGCUUGCGCAUCACCCACAGCUCUCGGCACACGGGCCGACUCGUUAUAGUUGUCGAGCCUUCUGGGUAAAGGCUGCCGUAGGCGCUUGUGCGGGCGAGCGGAAGCAUGCCGACGCGCGUGCGUACUACAACAUGCAUGAGCCUCGGCUCUCACGCACUGCUGCUGCUGAGCCUCCUGCUGGGUUCGGUUUCCGCUUCCGCUGCUGCUGACGGAGCAGCGUCGACGACUCCGCCCGCCGCCACUGCUGACUCUGCCUUCGUCCCGCCUGCUACCACCGUGCGCAGCUGGUUCGGCAGUGUCCCUAACACAAGACCUUCAGCAGCUACGGAGUCACCCGUCUCCGCGCGUCCUGUUCCGCCUGCUGCCGCCUGUUCCCCGGCCUACAAGCUUGGCACGGCGAGCACGUGGGUUCCUGCUACUAGGGCUGCUUCCAGCGCGAUUUCGGCGAGGAGGAGUGGAAUGGCUAUGGAGGCCGCGGCGGGCUCGUCUCCGAAGAUCAUCAUUGCGGGAGCACCCGCGUCCGGCAAGGGCACCCAGUGCAGCAUGAUCAAAGAGCGCUACGGGGUCGUCCACUUGUCAACAGGUGAUAUGCUGAGGGCGGCGGUCAAAAACCAGACUCCUGUGGGUUUGGAAGCCAAGGGCUACAUGGACGAGGGAAAGCUCGUGCCGGAUGAGGUGAUCAUCGGCAUCGUCAAGGACCGCCUCAACGAGGACGACUGCAAGACGCAGGGCUGGCUGCUCGACGGCUUCCCCCGAACUCGCGCUCAGGCGGACGCGUUGGCCGCAGAGGGCAUCCAGGCUAACUCCUUCUUGCUCCUAAACGUGCCCGACGAGAUGCUCAUCCGGAGGGUCGUCGGCCGCCGCCUCGACCCCGACACGGGGGACAUCUACCACGUGGACUUCAACCCUCCCCCUGCUGAAAUCGUAGACAGGCUGAUCCAACGCGCGGACGACACCGCAGAGAAGGCGCAGGUCCGGCUGGUCCAGUACCACAGCAACAUCGCGGCCAUCAGGGAGUGCUAUGAGGACAUCACCUGCAGCCUGGACGGCUCGGUGGGGAAGGAGGAGGUGUUCCUGGGCAUCACGAGCGAGCUAGACUCGACGCUGGCGGCGGCCGCGGCCAUCCGCGGCGGCGGAGAGGGGGGGAGAGUGGUGGAGGAGGCCACGGAGCCCAUCGAGGGCAUGAAGCCGGGGACGUCGGGUCUGCGCAAGAAGCCGUCGCGGAGAGGGGGCCGGCGGGGGGGAGGGCUGGGAUUGGGGGAGGGGUUAGGCAGCAGGUAGAUGGGCAGGCGAGACAAACUCAAGAAAGUGGUAUUAUAUAUACGAUUCUGGGACGUACGUGAGUCCUGCGCUCGCAGAGGGGUUCACCAGGCGGCAACUUGAGAGUUGUGUGUGCUUUUUUUUUUUUGUACUGGUUCGAAUUUCGUGGGAAACGGCAUGGCCGGUGCCGUCUCAUGAUAAAUUUUAUUUCUAGUUUCCUCGUGUGUGUGUGUACGGCAAUUCUAAACACUGAGCGGCGAGGGGGGCGCUUGCCAUGGCAUGCAUGGGAUAGGCGACCCGCCGCUGCUGGUGUUCACCUCGUUUUGUGAUGGCUGGUUUGAUAUCUUCGUGUUGUGCCUUACACGAAGAACUAGUAGAGACGGUUACCGAAAUUUUAGACUCUUGUACACAGUUUUUCCGUAGAGAGAUUAGGGGUGUACACAAGCAGUGCAGCAGUAGUUGAGCUCCGAAGCUCUGUUAGUAUUUUGGUAUUUUGUUUUUCUCUGGUGCUUCUAGAUAAUGUGCGCUGCUGCUUUUCUCGAUCUCCGAAGGCCAUUGGGCAUGGCUUUUGCUCCUGAUGUGCCAUUCUAAUCCAGAUCCCCAACGGGGAACCACUUCCGUUACGGCACUCGUAAAACCGACGGGGUUCUUCGUUCUUUGGAUGACGGAAAAACACAGAACACACGGAUAUGCACGUCACAGAGAUGAGAGACCCAUCCAUAUUUGAUC
Messenger RNA from Ectocarpus siliculosus, 2009 nucleotides. Lineage: Eukaryota; Phaeophyceae; Ectocarpales; Ectocarpaceae. The record is from the annotation of a GenBank genome assembly.